UGUGGACAUGUCAUAGUUCACUCUGGGAGCCUGAUCGAGCGGCUGGACUUGGUUCAAAACUUGACAUCAUGAUGAGGACCCAGUUUGGAGUUUUGUUUUUGCUGGCCCAGUGGGUGGUCUACUCUGAUGCUUGGUUCUGGUCCUGGACUGGUACUACAACUUUGGCCCCAACAGUGGACCCUGAGGGGUCUGGCAGUCCAGCAGGUAGUGGAGAACCACCAUCAGAGAACAUUGCAAGGGUUGGAACAGAGAUCAUUGAUGAAGGACAUGGGAUCCAUAAGGUUGUGCAGACUUGGGAUGAGACUACUGAAGCUCCUCGGCUGACUGCUCUUCCUACAACACAACCGCAGAGUGCACCAGGAAAGGGCACCGCAGGGAUUUCAUCACGCAUAAUUAAACCUGAAGACAGUGGAGUCUCCCUGCUGCAACUGAUCGGGGAUCCUCCUCCAAGUGAGAUCACCCGAGUCUACGGACCGGACAACACGGCCGCUUACGUCUUUGGCCCAGAUGCCAACACGGGGCAGCUGGCACGCGCCCACCUCCCGAGCCCGUUCUACCGAGACUUUGCCCUCAUCUUCAACCUGAAACCCACCUCCGACAGGGGCGGUGUCAUCUUCUCCGUCACAGAUGCCUCACAGCAGAUCAUGUAUGUGGGUGUUAAACUGUCCCCCGUGCAGGGCGGCAACCAGAAUGUCAUCCUAUACUACACGGAGCCUGACUCGCAGCAGUCCUACGAGGCGGCUCGGUUCCUCGUGCCCUCCUUGAGGGACACCUGGACCAGGUUUGCUUUCGCUGUGAGGGACGACAAGGUGAUGUUCUACCUCAACUGUGACACAGACCCUCAGGUGAUGCGCCUCGAGAGGUCCCCGGAUGAGAUGGAGUUGGAAGGCGGCGCCGGGGUCUUUGUCGGGCAAGCUGGAGGAGCUGAUCCCGAGAAGUUCUUGGGUGUGAUCGGUGAGCUGAAGGUGGUGGGAGACCCCCGUGCAGCAGAGAGGCAUUGUGAAGAGGACGGCGAUGACUCAGAUAUGGCUUCAGGAGACGGAAGCGGCUUUGACGAAACCAGACCUCCGAAACCAGACAUGGAGAAACACAGAUGGACGACUACUCCUCCGUCUUCUCGCCCCAUUCAGCAGCCACCCCUGACCAGGAAAGAGGAGGUAGACAUUGCAAGAGAAACAGGGCCAGGAGGGGCUAAAGGAGAGCGGGGCGACAAAGGGGACAGAGGAGAGAAAGGAGACAGAGGUCCAAUAGGGCCGAAGGGAGAGGCAGGCUCUGGCUCCAGCUCACGAGGUGGAGCCCGUGGAGAGAAGGGAGAACCUGGAGAAAAGGGAUUGAAGGGCAGUGCAGGCUUUGGCUAUCAAGGGAAAAAGGGUGAUCAAGGCCCACCUGGACCCCCUGGGCCCCCUGGCCCUCCAGGAUCUGCAACCGAGUAUUCAGUUGGAAGCGACGGCGCCGUUGUUUCGAGAGUCCCUGGACCCCGAGGGCCACCUGGAUCACCAGGCCCCCAGGGACCACCAGGAGCUGAAGGAGAGCCGGGUGAUCCUGGCGAGGAUGGGAAAACUGGCCCUGAAGGACCUCCAGGCUUCCCUGGAACUCCAGGUGACCCUGGAGCCAGAGGAGAGAAGGGAGACCGUGGAGAAGGUCAGCCUGGUCCCAGGGGACCCCCGGGACCUCCAGGACCCCCAGGACCAGGCCUCAGAUCUACCUUUGUGGACAUGGAGGGUUCAGGAUUCCCAGAUCUGGAAUCUAUUCGGGGACUUCCUGGGCCACCCGGUCCUCCUGGUCCCCCCGGCCUACCUGGUCUCUCUACAGGUGGCACAGGAGUGAGUUCUGGAGCAUUUGGACCACCAGGAAAGGAUGGAGCACCCGGUCAACCUGGCUUGCCUGGUUUACCGGGUACUGAUGGUCUUCCAGGAGUUCCCGGUCCCAAGGGAGACAAGGGUGAUUCAGGUGAGCUGGGACUUCCAGGAGCAAUCGGAGCAAAGGGAGCUCCAGGAGACAUCGGUUUACCUGGACGUGCAGGAGAUCCUGGACUGGCUGGGUUGCCUGGACCAAUGGGACCAGUUGGACCUCCCGGGCCUCCCGGACCUCCUGGACCAAGUUAUCGUGUUGGAUUUGAUGACAUGGAGGGUUCUGGUGGGGUUUUCACCAACGGACUUCCUGGUGUCAGAGGACCAGAAGGAGUACAGGGUCCUCCUGGCCUACCUGGACUUCCAGGUAAACCCGGGUUGAUCGGUAUACCAGGUCAGAAGGGCAGUGAAGGUCCUACAGGAAGAGACGGGCAGCCGGGUCUGGACGGCUUCCCUGGACCACCGGGACCAAAGGGUGACAGAGGGGACAAAGGAGAGACGGGUGAACCGGGUCGAGAUGGAACUGGACACCCAGGUCCACCGGGUCCACCUGGACCACCAGGACAAAUCAUCUACCAGCCAUCCGACAACUUUGAUGGUGUUGCUGGCAGAGCUGGGCCUCAGGGCGGGCCUGGUUUACCUGGUCAAGCUGGAUUUCCUGGUCCAAUUGGACCAAAAGGUGACAGAGGAGACCCCGGUCCUCCAGGCUACGCAGUGAAGGGAGAGAAAGGGGAGCCUGGCUUAGUAAUUGGACCAGAUGGAAAUCUUCUGUAUCUGGAAGGGCUGGGUGGUUCGAAGGGAGACAGGGGGGUUCCAGGACCUGUUGGACCCCCUGGCCAGUAUGGGCCUCCUGGAUUAAAAGGUGAAAUUGGAAUGCCUGGAAGACCUGGUCGCCCUGGUGUCAACGGAUACAAGGGUGAGAAAGGCGAGCCAGGAGGUGGAACUGGCUAUGGCUACCCUGGAGUCCCUGGCCCACCAGGACCACCGGGACCACCUGGACUCCCUGGGCCAGCCAUACCUGUAGAUCGAUUCAAUCGCUAUGAUGACACUUCAAGGAAUUACCCAGUGGUUAAAGGAGAAAAAGGAGAGCGUGGACUUCAAGGGAUCCCAGGAACAGCCUCUAAUUUCGAUAUUUACACAUUUAAGAAUGAACUGAAGGGAGAGUCUGGAGACCCAGGUGUCAAGGGAGAAAAGGGAGAGCCUGGUGGUGGAUAUUAUGACCCACGUUUUGGAGGACUACAGGGCCCACCAGGGCCACCUGGCAACCCAGGUCUACCGGGUCCAAAGGGAGAGUCCAUAGUAGGCCCUCCUGGACCCCAGGGACCACCGGGGCCAACAGGGAUUGGAUAUGAUGGGCGUCCAGGUCCUCCAGGACCACCUGGACCUCCAGGACCCUCAGCGUCUCCCUCACUUCCAGGAGCAUAUAGGCCCAAUCCCCCUGUCAGUGUCCCUGGACCUCCUGGUCCUCCUGGCCCACCUGGAAGUCCGGGUCUUUCGUCUGGGGUCACAGUUUUGGGGUCAUAUGACACAAUGAUUGCUACUGCCAGAAGCCAAGACGAGGGCAGUCUCAUCUACAUCAUAGACAAAGGGGACCUUUACUUGAGAGUACGCAACGGACUGCGGCAAGUCAUGCUCGGCCAGUACAGUCCCUUCUUCAGAGAUCUGGAGAACGAGGUGGCAGAGGUCCAGCCGCCACCUGUGAUUCUGUACCCCCAGUCCCAGGACCAGUCGCAGAACAACGGAGCAGGCCACUACUCCCAGGGUGGUUCUGCCAUACGACCGCUUGAGCCACCGCCAAACCCACCCGUCGAUCCCAGAUACCCCCCGCAGUAUGAGCCCCGAUUCCCCGACCAGAGACACACAGGUCACACAGAUGGAAGAUUAGCCACUGAGAAUAGACACCCUGUGACUCCAGCGCGGCGACCCAGCCCACCUGUGCCAGAACCUGCGGGCCGCGUUGACACAUUGGGAUCAGCACUCCACCUCAUCGCCUUGAACGCCCCUCAAACCGGUAACAUGCGAGGAAUCCGUGGGGCAGACUUCCUGUGCUUCCAGCAGGCCCGUGCUGUGGGUCUGAAGGGAACCUUCAGAGCCUUCCUGUCCUCCAAGCUUCAAGACCUCUACACCAUCGUCCGCAGGUCGGACAGGGACAGCUUCCCCAUCGUGAACCUCAAGGACCAAGUGUUGUUUAGCAGUUGGGAGUCCAUCUUUGGUGACAACGCCAGCAAAAUGAGGGAGAGUACCCCUAUCUAUUCCUUUGAUGGUAGAGAUAUCCUCAGGGACAGCGCAUGGCCUGAGAAAAUGGUUUGGCAUGGAUCAAGCAACAAAGGCCACCGGCAAACAGACCACUACUGCGAAACAUGGCGGGCAGGCGACCGCGCUGUCUCUGGUCUGGCAUCGUCUCUACAGAGCGGCCACCUCCUGCAGCAAACCUCCAGCAGCUGCUCCGGCUCCUACAUUGUCCUCUGCAUCGAGAACGCCCUCACAUCACCCUCCAAAAAAUAAAUCCCGUCCAUCCUCCAUUUUUUUUUUUUUGUGAUCUGUUGUUUUUUUUCUAUUUUUAUGUCCAAGCAGACAUGUUUUUUUUUUUUUUUUAGUUGUUGUUUUUUUUAAUUCCCAGACAACGCAGCUUGUGAAUAUGCGGCGUCCAAUGAACUGGCCCUGUGGCACUUCGCCUGGCAGGGACGCUUUGCAUCGUCUGCUCCUCCCCUCCAUAUACGCCAAAGAAAUGGUUCAAACAGAGGGGUGUUGGUCCUUUUUCUCGGGGGCAUUGGCACAUAUUUUCUUCAAGGGGCAGAACAACAGCAGAGAAGCUGAAAGCGUUCUCAAAUUGUAUCCCUUUUUUU
Stegastes partitus (bicolor damselfish) is the source of this 4696-nucleotide messenger RNA. RefSeq names its product collagen type XVIII alpha 1 chain a (gene col18a1a). The transcript is spliced from 41 exons. The record is from RefSeq and is a predicted model, not a curated record. Bases 69 to 4355 code for a protein of 1428 amino acids. Lineage: Eukaryota; Metazoa; Chordata; Actinopteri; Pomacentridae.